CACAAUGAACGUGGGUUUUAUCGAGACUUGAAUUAUAUAUCCCUUGAUUGAAGGACAGUAUUCCCUGGUGUGUUCUUGAUAUUAAUAACUCGAACAAUAAUGGCUCCGAAUGCCAUUCCCGCGUCACAAACGCCCGCUUUGCAAUGGACCUCACUACCAAUCACCAAGUUCUCUCAUGCAAUUAAUCUCAACCAGCAUGAUACUAACGUCAAUUGGAGUCAUAUUACAAAGCGAGACAAUAUGUUUGUUGUAUUUGAUAGUGCAAAAUCUUUCAUCAAUACAGUGACCGAGGAGCGCCGGUUGCUCAAAGUGAUUGUUGGGGCUGAUGUGGUGGAAAUUGUGGACUUGGAUCGUCUCUGUCAGGACAUGGCCGAUGCUGCAGCGCAAAGCAGCUUGUUCCUGUCACAGACUGGUCAAACGCCUAGUGCAGUCAUGAUUCGCUGUCCUUGUAUUGCUAUGCGCUAUCUUAAGCCAACUGGAGAGAUUCGCCGGUUCCAAAUCCGUCUUGCCGUCGAGGCGGACUUUUAUACCGCGGCCAGUAUCCUCACUAGAAUCGGCUUCUCCUUGAAUAAUGGACCAGUGCGCCGAACGACAACAAUCAUGCCUCCAAGCCGGCCUAUAUCGGCACCAUCGCAGCUGCACCCGACAGAAUUCUUGAGCCUCUCGCAAUCUGAGCCUGCCUUUGACCGCACAAUUGAAGUCGAAUCUCCCACAGCAGAAAUGCCAAGAAACUUAAUUUCUAGUAUUCCAACUUCCCAUCGAUUUCUUGACGACCAGCCCUUUCAAAGUUCGGCACCGGUGCAUGCAUCUACACGGCAGCUCCCUGAGGAUAUUAUCCGCCCUACAACAGCACCGGUUUCAAUGCCACUAUCGCAGGAAGAGACGCUGACCCAAAUUAUACCUCCUAGGCGGGAACUCCCUUUUGGUCGGCCAGUGCCAGCUAGUAGCUCGCCCUCACGAACCACGAUUCCCAAAUCUGGCCAGCUUUCGAGAAGACCUACAUUCUCUGUCGCGGAUUUACCUCCUCUUCGAACGCCCACAUAUGUUUCAGAGACGAGCGACGUUUCUAACAACACUACGCUUGCAAAUACGCCCAUUUUGCCUACUGCACCUGGUGAGACGACUAAAACUCGAGCACCUCGCAAGCGUGCUAGAACGUCGAAAUGUACCACCAAGCCGAACAAGGUCACAGCUCCUUUAGAAGUCAGUCAGCCUUCGGUAUCGGAACCUCCAGUGCCCCAUCUCCAGCCAUCUUCACUCGAUCAUCCAACCACCUCGGUUGUGGAUCCUAAUUCGGCGUGUCAUUAUCAGCCAUUAUCAGAUCAUGCAAGCAAUCAAGCAGCCGAUUCGUCUUCCCAACUCCAGCCACCAUUACCUUCCAGCGGCGGAGCAAAUGAACCCCUCUCAAGUGAAUAUCUUGCACAUAUUGACGCUUUCAUUGCCCAACAUGCUCCCAACACUACAGCCAGUAGCCACGCAGAAAGUCUCGUGGAUUACUCCUCUCUCCCCAAUGAUGAGCGCCUUGCCGCUUUGGAUACGAUGAUCUGUAACCUCAUUGAGGACGAAAACUUUAUUACGCUAUGCCAAGACGUGGAGAACACUUGGCGACGCAUUGGACUUCAGCUAUGA
This is a messenger RNA of Xylona heveae TC161, 1629 nucleotides long. RefSeq lists its product as hypothetical. The coding region runs from base 100 to 1629 and encodes 509 amino acids. The transcript is spliced from 3 exons. Gene Ontology annotation, biological process: reciprocal meiotic recombination. Lineage: Eukaryota; Fungi; Ascomycota; Xylonomycetes; Xylonales; Xylonaceae. The record is from RefSeq and is a predicted model, not a curated record.